Messenger RNA from Pogoniulus pusillus (Red-fronted tinkerbird), 3516 nucleotides. RefSeq names its product WD repeat, sterile alpha motif and U-box domain containing 1 (gene WDSUB1). Gene Ontology annotation, biological process: protein ubiquitination. The transcript is spliced from 10 exons. NCBI's taxonomy places the organism in Eukaryota, Metazoa, Chordata, Aves, Piciformes, Lybiidae. The coding region runs from base 526 to 1674 and encodes 382 amino acids. Gene Ontology annotation, molecular function: protein binding; ubiquitin-protein transferase activity. The record is from RefSeq and is a predicted model, not a curated record.
ACGCCGGACCUGAAGGGUUUCGGGCAAGAGCUGCGGGCACAGCGAGGGCAAAAGCGACGUUGAUUUGGCGCAGUGCAGGGGGCUGCGAAGAGAGGUUAACGGAGCAACGCUGCCUCCCGCUUCGACCCUGCGCGGCCCCCGGGCGGGGCAGCCGGCCUGGACUGGACCAAACCGGCGAGCGGGGGGAGGCUGCCGGCGGAUUCGCGCCUGCGCAAAGGCCUGGAGGCGAGUGGCGUAGAAGGGGUGUCCGCAGCAGGAGGGGCAGCGCCUGUGUCCUCCUCCUCCUGGGGGCUCGGGCCAGUGCCGAGUGGGGCCGUCCCUAGGCGGCUGCCCGUCGCAGCCGUGCCCGAGAGCGGCGGUUCGAGAAGCGGCGAGCUGGAGUCUUUGCGGUGCGCCGGUCUCUGCCGGUGCGGAAGCGCUGCGGUGCCUUCCGCGCCACCUCGGACCGCCGAGGCGGGGCCCUGAGGAGUGUUCACCUGAAGGCGCCAUUGGAGAGCGGGAUUUUUUUGUUAAAAGUAGGCAAAAAUGGUGACAUUAAUUCACACUUUAGCUGAUCACAGUGACGAUGUCAACUACUGUGCCUUCUCCUCGUCGUGCUUGGCCACUUGCUCCUUGGACAAAACAAUUCGUGUUUAUUCUUUAGAGGACUUCACUGAGCUUCCAUACUCGCCUUUAAAAGGCCACACAUAUGCUGUCCACUGCUGCUGCUUCUCUCCGUCAGGACACUUUUUAGCUUCGUGUUCCACAGAUGGCACUAGUGUGGUAUGGGACUCUGGCAACGGUCAGAUGCUGGCAGUGCUGGAGCAGCCCAGCAGCAGUCCUGUUAGAAUCUGCCGAUUUUCACCUGACUCCACUUGUCUGGUGUCAGGGGCAGCUGAUGGCAGUGUAGUCGUUUGGAACGUGCAGUCUUUAAGGAUGUACAGAUCUGGGAAUGUUAAAGAUGGUUCAUUGGUGGCCUGUGCGUUUGCUCCUAGUGGAAACUUCUUUGUCACAGGAUCAUCAUGUGGUGAUUUAACUGUUUGGGAUGAUAAAAUGAGAUGCCUGUGUAACGAAAAAGCACAUGACCUUGGUGUGACAUGCUGUGAUAUUUCUUCACAGCCAGUUUCUGAUGGUGAACAUGCAUUCAGAUACUUCCAGAUGGCUUCUUGUGGUCAAGAUAAUCAGAUCAAACUCUGGCUUAUUUUGCUUGCAGAUUCCUCAGGUGUUGAAUUAAAAUACAGAUGCACAUUGAAUGGACAUUCGGCCCCAGUUCUGGCUUGUGCAUUUUCUCCUGAUGGGCAGAUGUUAGUUUCAGGGUCUGUGGACAAGUGUGUCAUCAUACAUGAAACUAGUACUGGCAAUACCCUACAUACUUUGUCUCAGCACACCAGAUACGUUACAACAUGUGCAUUUGCACCAUGCAGUCCCUUACUUGCCACCGGUUCCAUGGAUAAAACUGUGAACAUCUGGCAGUUUGACCUUAAGCAAGCCUCUGCAGGAAAUGCUGUAAAAAGUGAAUCCAAGGUGGCUGUUGAGGACUGGUCAGAGGAUGAUGUUUCAGCUUGGCUUUGUGCACAAGACUUAGCAGACUUUGUUGGACUUUUCAAAAGGAAUAACAUUGAUGGCAAGGAACUCCUGAAACUUACUAAAGAAAGUCUGGCUGGUGAAUUAAAAAUUGGUGAUACUCUUAACUAAUGUUUCACAACUCUCAACCUCAUCUUGUAGAUUGUUAAACAUUGCCCUGCAAACUCCUCCUGAUACAUGAACUUUUAUUGUAGUUCAGUGCUGUAUCUCAAAUCUUGCAUUGCCUUUAUCUGUGCAUGUUAUGAUAUAAUCCCUCAAGGAAAUGCAGGUUGAAAUUUUGGUGGUGGUGUUUAUACUUUUGCAUAUGUUUUUCUCCCUCUGUGACAUAUUUUGUCUUUACUGAUAGAGAUGACUUUUAUCAGUGUGCCUGAGUUUUAUCCCUUGGCACACAGUGUGAGGCAGCUGAUGGGAUUGUGCAGCAAAGCUGGGAGCAGUGAUGUGUUACAGCUUCUGCUUGGCAGGCCACAGAGGGAGUGGCACAGCUGGUUGGAACAGCAUUGUAUCAACGCUUUGUUUUAGUGCUGAAGAUGGAAAAUUAACCAGAGCUGGAAACAGUAUUUGCUAGAUGGGAAGUAAAGGAUUGUGACACCUGCACUGACACAAAGCAGUUUUUAAAAGGAGAGAUGUUUGCUGCUGCUGCUGCUGCAGGGUGAGGAUUGCUGCUAUCUGGGAUGCGUUUCCAGUCUUGACAGGCUAAAAUUGUAGUGUGACAGUUUAUACAAAGCCAUUUUUCUCAUUGUCACAUUUUUCUCCCACAUCUACUCACAAUUAAGUUGGAAGAAUGGCUGCUGUCUCAGACACAGAUACAGCUCUUCUUUCAGAUCACAGCAACUGUGUAUUCUCAGUAAAUGGGUAACAAAUGCUGACAUCAGCUCAGGGAUGCUUGUGAAUGAAUCCGUGUGAAUUGGUGCUUGUGAUGCCUUCCUUACCUGAUCACGUGUACAUGGUAGAAAGAAAGGUUUCCUGAAGCAGAAGCAGGUAACAGUGCAGUGUGAUUUGCAGGCACAGUGCACAGACCUCAUGUCUUGGUUGAAGACAGCAAAGUUAUUUGUUGAUGUCUUCAUUUUAUGGGGUCAGUUGCCUCUGAACUAGAGUCCGAAAGAAAACAAGGCAACCUGGCAGAACCAGAACUGUGUCUGUGGUUUAUCUUUAGGUUAGGAUGACAUUAAGCUUUAAAACCCACAGAUUGAGGGAUUCUUCAGCUGUCUCUUGGUGGGCCACAGGACAGCAAUACUGUACCAGAAAGGAGUUGUAUUGAAGAGACACUAUCACCAUGUGUGACAGAGGCUAAAAUGAAGUUUAAGGAAGCGUCCUGAAAUGGUGUCCCCUUCCAUUUGGCAUGGCUGGGAGGACACAGCAGGCAGUACAGAGAGAAGCCAGUCCAUGGAAUGCAAGAGCUAUUCAGACUUUUACUCUGGAAUUACUUUUCUAGGCCCCGUAGACAAGCAGGGGCAGUGGGCAUUUAGAGAAAUGCCUCUGUGGCUUAGAGUUAGUUUGUGCCAGCUCCUUCUGGUUUGGAUUUUGACAUUUUAUGGCUUGUAUUAAGUUUCAAGCAAUGCUUACAUCACUGGAAAUGGUUUAAGCUCUAAAAGUUGUGUCAGUAAAGGCAUUUUUCUGUGGCUAGUAUUAAAAAGCCAUUCUAAGAUUUGUUGCUGAGCUUUUUUUUUUCUCCAGGGUGCCUCUGGCAGGGCAGUAUCUUCCAUCUUUUACAUCUGGCACAGUUGGCAGUUAAACUUUGCCUGUGGCGUGGUGGAGUGGGGAAAAGGCACAUCUGUGAGGUGUUUGGAUGUGUGACACUGUGACAGGAUGUUGUUGAGUUGCUUGUGGUGGUGGCUGUCGGCAGAUCUUGCUGUAUUAGGUGGAGCUGUCUCCUGUAACUCAGUUGCUAAUUAAGGCAAGACCCAAGCUCUUUGUCUUACGUGUCUGUGUUGUUAACUUUAUGUACAAAUAACU